AUGUAAAGCGGAUUCUCAGUUUGUCGAAGAAAGGCUGGAUAGACUUUCAGAAAGACUCUUGGAUUGUAUAAUUAUAAAUUAGGACAUCAGUAAUAUCAUAAGGAACCUGGGAGUGUAUCAUUGAAUGCAGUGGAGCAAUUGAAGAAUACUAAGACUUACGAAGGGAUUAUGAGGAUUAGAAAAUUGAGAUAGGAAAGCGAUAGAGUAUUUGGAAAAUUUGUUGGAUCGAAAUUUGUGGUUGAUAAGAGUAGAAUUCCUUAAUACGAUAUACCAGAUUUGACCGGAUUUGAACUCAAACCUUAUGUAUCAUACCAUACUCCUCAAGUUGAUAAGGAAACUUAGACAAAAUUAGAAAGAAUGAAUGAUUUUAAUUUAAUUGAGAAUUUGGUACCUCGAUCGGAAACAAAAUUAUUAGAUAAGAAGUGACGCAUCAAUAUUAAGAAUUUUAAAUACCCUAUCUUAAAUAUCAUACUC
Messenger RNA from Paramecium tetraurelia, 474 nucleotides. RefSeq lists its product as uncharacterized. Gene Ontology annotation, cellular component: mitochondrial large ribosomal subunit. The transcript has 4 exons. Gene Ontology annotation, molecular function: structural constituent of ribosome. Gene Ontology annotation, biological process: translation. The record is from RefSeq and is a predicted model, not a curated record. Lineage: Eukaryota; Ciliophora; Oligohymenophorea; Peniculida; Parameciidae.